Messenger RNA from Colletotrichum truncatum, 903 nucleotides. RefSeq lists its product as uncharacterized. NCBI's taxonomy places the organism in Eukaryota, Fungi, Ascomycota, Sordariomycetes, Glomerellales, Glomerellaceae. The record is from RefSeq and is a predicted model, not a curated record.
AUGCUGUCAGAAUCAAUAGAUGGUGUCUCAGGCGUCAAGUCCGGAGCUUGGAAUGCUCACGAUGACAAGCAAAAUGUAGGCAUGUCUCAAUCCGCCAAGAGUAAAGGAAAGCUGCGCGACCCCCCUCCCUCCCUCUUCCUCCAUCCCUCUCCUGCUGCCUCUCAUGCCUCUCUACCGGGUAUCCUCGCGCCAGGAGCGCCGCAGGCGUCUUCAUCUGCAGGCGUCUCACCUCUACCGCCGCAAGCCAUGAAUCUGCAACGCAACGGAUCUCUUCAUACCGGCUCGGUGGUCACGCCCUCCGUCGCGCGGCCGGCCCGGAACCUCAGGACGGCCGACAGUGCCCGCAGCACCGACAGGACCGACGCCUUAUGGGCUGAAAUGCAAGCCACGCUUGAGGAGGUCGAGCUGUCGGCGUCGGGCGGAACCCACGUCUUUGGACCUGAUCAUGACCGCAAACUAGAGGAACUGCGUGCUGCCCAGAUCGCUCUGGCUCAAGCUUGGGCACGCAGCGAGGCUGAUGAUGCUAUCGAAACCGGCCAGCGCUCCAACGCAUCAGCAGCUGGAGACGAGGUUCGCAAUUUGAAAGGCGCAGUUUUGGGAGAGACGGGUAUGGCAUCAGAUGGUGGGGAUGGCCCGCGAAGCACCACAGGUAGCGCCCGCCCAGGCAGUAGCGGUGGAACGGAGCGCCUCGGUGCUAAGCUUGAACAAGAGACGGAAGUUGACAUUCUGCUUGCCCGGAAAAGGCGGGAGGCCAACGACCGGUACUUCCAGCGAGUCAACCAGGGUGUCUUGGAUGUGGUGGCUAAACUUGAGGAUGUUGCUGUUGCGAUGCAGGCGGUUGAGCAGGAAACUAAGGAUAUCUGGGGUGACAAUGACAGCAUGGCAGGUAGUGCAAAGGGAUAG